Molecule: messenger RNA, 5095 nt
Organism: Acomys russatus (golden spiny mouse)
Lineage: Eukaryota; Metazoa; Chordata; Mammalia; Rodentia; Muridae
Gene: Frmpd1
Product: FERM and PDZ domain containing 1
Exons: 16
Coding region: 260-4945 (1561 amino acids)
Cellular component (GO): cytoskeleton
Molecular function (GO): protein binding
Source: RefSeq, a predicted model, not a curated record
CCAGCGAGGGCGGAGAGCAGCCGAACUGGUUGGGAGAAGAAUGACCCAGAAGGCGGUGAAUCUCCAGUUGGGCAAGUCUGCCCUCAGCCCUUGAAUCGAUGAGCUGCGUGACCUUGGCUGAGCACCUGCCUCCUGUGGGAUCCCGUGUUCCUGUCUGUAAGAUGAAGGUUUGGACCGGGCAGUCUCUGAAGUUCCUGCCAGGACAUAUGCUUGGCGACCGGCGUGAAGUCUGUGGCCAGCUGUGGGAGGAAGCAAGUAAAUGGAAGAGCUGGAGGGCAGUUUAUCCCAGACUCGGAAAGCGCGCAGAAUAGAACAAAUGGUGGCAAGAUGGCUUCGGCGCUCACGGGACAGCUCAGCCCGGGCUAAAGUCGCCGCAGCUGAUGGGCCACCCGUGAACCCAGGCCAGGCACUCACGCCAGCAAGGCACACAGUAAUACUAGACAAAGACGCCCUCCUCCAGAACUACGGAUUUCACAUUUCUGAGACCCUCCCCCUCACAGUGGUGGCUGUCACAGCAGGCGGCUCCGCUCAUGGCAAGCUUUUCCCUGGUGAUCAAAUUCUCCAGAUAAACAACGAGCUGGCUGAGGACCUUUCCUGUGAACGAGCGGUCGAUAUUCUCAGGGAAACUGAAGAUGCCCUUUCAAUUACAGUUGGUCGCUGCACAUCUGGAGUCCCCAAGUCAUCCUUCUUGACUGAGGAGAAGAGGGCCCGGCUGAAGACCAACCCCGUGAAGGUGCACUUUGCUGAGGAGGUGCUGGUCAGCGGGCACAGCCAGGGGAGCUCUCUGCUGUGUAUGCCCAACGUGCUCAAGGUGUACUUGGAGAAUGGACAGACCAAAGCUUUCAAGUUCGAGGCAAACACCACUGUGAAGGACAUAAUCCUCACAGUGAAGGAGAAGCUGUCCAUCCGCUGUAUCGAGUACUUUGCACUGGCCCUGGAGGAGCAGUACAGCGUUUCCCGCCUACACCUGCUGUAUGAAGAAGAACUCAUCCAGCAGGUGGUGGAGAGGGAAGACUCGCAGGACUCCCGCUGCCUCUUCAGGGUCUGCUUUGUUCCCAAGGACCCCCUGGACCUGCUGAAAGAGGACCCGGUGGCCUUUGAAUAUCUCUACCUACAGAGCUGCAGCGAUGUCCUGCAGGAGCGCUUUGCCAUGGAGAUGAAGUGCAACUCUGCUCUCCGGCUUGCAGCCCUGCACAUCCAGGAGCGGAUCUAUGCCUGCGCCCAGCCACAGAAGAUCUCUUUGAAGUACAUAGAGAAAGACUGGGGGAUUGAGAAUUUUAUAUCUCCAACUUUACUCCGAAAUAUGAAAGGCAAAGACAUCAAGAAAGCCAUUAGUUUCCACAUGAAGAGAAACCAGAAUUUGCUGGAACCCCGACAGAAGCAACUUAUUUCUGCUGCUCAGCUACGCUUAAAUUAUCUUCAGAUCCUUGGGGAACUCAAGACAUAUGGCGGGAAAGUCUUUAAUGCGACUUUGAUGCUACAGGAUAGAGAAUCCUACAUCGCCCUUCUAGUUGGAGCCAAGUAUGGGAUUAGCCAGAUCAUCAACAGCAAACUCAACAUCAUGUCCACGCUGGCAGAGUUUGCCAGCAUCAGCCGCGUGGAGCUGACGGUAGAGUCUGAGAAAGUGAGCAUGGUCAAGGUGUAUCUGCAGGAUGUUAAGGUUCUGACUUUGUUGCUGGAAUCCAACAGUGCAAAAGACCUGGCCUGCUUGAUUGCAGGGUACUACCGGCUGUUUGUGGACCCCGCCAACUCUGUUUUCCUCUGGUCUGGAAACAGACAGCAGAUUCACCGGGUGUCUGCUGAAGAAGGCUAUGAGUCUAGGGCCUGCAGUGACUCGGAGGAGUCCUCUGAGGUGGAUUGUGUCCUGGAGCCCCUGCCUGACCGACGGCUGGUGAAGCUGAACCUGUGCAGACCAUUUGUUAGAGAGCAGCAGCUCCCAGGAGACAGCCCCACACCUGAGGUGACCAGGAGAGGCCCAAGCACCUGUGGGGCCAGCAGCGUGAUAGACAGUGCUGAAUCCGAGGCAUCUGACUCAGCCAAUACUGAGAGCCGAGGCUGCAGGACCAGCGGCUCCAGUGAGUCCAUGGAUGCCCUGGAGGAGGAUGACUUUGAAGCCUGCUCCUCCAGCGGGACCAGCUUCUUCCACUUUGGCCCACCAGACUUCUCAAAGGGCCUUGAGACCAACAGCCAAGAGGAAAAAAGCAGGGUUGAGACCAGCGGUUUCCUAUGUUUGCUGGACCUGGCCCAGAGUGCCAACCCUCGGUGCCCAAAGAUAGAGUGUCCCCAGGGCCUAGCUUCAGAGGCCUGCAGCUGGGGACCAGAACUGAGCAUGGGCAGGCUAGACCCCAGGUUGUAUGAGGGCAGCAGGACCGACUACUAUAGCCUGUGUUCCAGUGUCUCCCCGGGCAGCCACCUGAGCGACAGCUCAGAAAGCACAGCUUCCCGGCAGGGAGCUGCACCUCCACCAUGGUGCCAGCAGGGCUGGAUGGAGGCUCAGCCUGGCUCUAUGCUGGAAGCCCUGGCCCUGCACCCACUGCCACCACUGGCCUUUGAGGAUGGCAGCUCAGAUGAGGAAUACUAUGAUGCAGCCGACAAACUCACACCCCCGGACACACUCUCAGGGCCCAGAGCUGCCGAUCUUAGCGCCGUGAGAUUGCAAAGUCAGCCUAGAGCCCGUGGCUCCGAGGAAAGCCUGCAUCCAGGCCCAGAGGGAGGAGAGCCAAGCAGGCGGGGAGGGGUGAAGAAGUAUGCCAAGACCCUGAGGAAAAGAAGGUCCUUCCUACAGACGGACCAUACCUCCCAGGUCUCCUUCCCGCUGGAGCCAUCAGCCUCCCAAGACAAGAUGGAUGAUGUGUGCUACUAUGACAGAGAGCCAUACUUGACCCUCACUGCCCCCUCCCCAACUGUGUCCUCCCUGCAGGACAUGCAAAGUGAGCCAGGCCUCCUGGAGACCAAGGCAUUGGGGUUGCUGGCUUCCCUGAGGGAGACAAAGAGCAAAAAUCCAGUCUCCAGGAUCAUGGAGAUGGAACCGGAGACCAUGGAGAACAAGUCAGUCAUUGACUCUCGAGUGUCUUCCAUCUCUGCCAUUCGCCUCAGAAUUGACCCCAGCAAUUCAGGGAAUCUUGAGGCUGCUCCCUUGGCUGCCACCACUGAUGAUGCCUCAGCGAGCAUCCCUCACAACCCCCAUUGCUCCAACCCCGGUUCUCCCAGCCCACAGGCUGCCCAGGUCAGGCCUUUCCAAAUCUUAGCUCCAGUUCAAGACUCAGGCAGUACCGCCCCCAAAGAACUCACCCCAGGGGCUGGGGACAGCACUGUCCCUCUCUCUAUUGCUGGCUCUAAUCCAGACAGCCCAAGGCUACACCACAUCCCUCAGAAAGACACAUCAGAGCCGGAAGGGGUGCAAUCGGAAACGGAGUCGGGAUCUUUCCUAAUAGAUCAUAUACAAGAAGUUACCCCCAAAUUCACAGGGCCCUUGUGUCCGGGAGAUGAGCCUACAAGUAUUGAACAUGGAGGAAAUUUGGAAGAGACGGCCUUUGCCGCAGUAGAGGUACAACAAGAACCACGGUCUUUGGAAAGUGACAGUGAAGGGACACACAAAAAUGGCCCAAAUUUAUUUCAGAAGGGACUUGGGAAGGACUCGAAUGAUUCCAAAGAUAAGAGGUCACAUAGUGUUCUUGAUGUUAGUGCUCCAGCUGGCGAGAUAACCAGCCCCCUCUCCUCAGAGGCUUCUGGAACAGGGAUAGGACAAGCCUCAUCUGACUCCCAAGGGGAACAGAAAGAAGCCAUAGGCCAGGCCAGCCAGGAACAGGAACUAUUGACGGAACUGGACUUGGGCCCUGAUUUCUUACUUGGGAAGCAGACCAUUCCAUCAGCCUCCCCUCCAGAAAGGGUCAAGGCAGAGCAGCUUAUUCAUGUGGGAGGAGAAGAGGCAGCCCCCGUGGUCAGUCCUCAGCAGGUCUGUGUCCUUACUGGACCAUCCCUGCCAAAGCUUUCACCAUGCCAAGAGGAGCCACGCUCAGCAGAUUCAGGCCACGGCUCCCCAACAGAAAGCAAAGGCAACAGUCCUAUCAUCUGCCUUCCACCCGAGAGGUCUUUCCUGUGCUUUGCCCUGGAGAGCCAUCCUGAAGGCUCUACCAAUCUCAACAGGACCACCUCCUUGGGUUUUGCUGACAUGAACGAAGUGGUGCCUGCCGAGAUUGGCAUAGAGCAUUGCAGAUGUCAGUUCUCCUAUGCCACUUGCUUCCGUGGCCCUCAGCCUGAGAUGGAGGAAGAAGAUGGGGACCCACAAGCACAGCCUACUGCCCCCCUUACCUCACCACCGGCUGCAGGAUGCCAGGUGACUCUGCCGGGGAGACCAGCCAGAGCCUACAGCUGUACCACACCCCUGUCCAGGAAAAGCCACAUCUGGCCAGAGUACUGCUCCCGAGCUCUGAGACAGCUAAAAACUGCCCCUGCAAGUGCCCCCGAGGGCUUUGUCCAACUUACAGAGAGCCUGCUGGAGCUACAGGACAUUUUAGAAGCUUCCUGGGGGGUUGGAAACAAACACCCCCCUGAGAAGUGCACCUGGCAUUUUUCAGAAAGCCGGAGCCGCCUCUGCAUGGGCUCUCAGAAGCUCCUAGCCAGCUGUCAACACGUGAUCAGAAUGGACCAGUCCCCUGAGGAGAUGCAGGGUGCUGUGCGUGUUACCUUCCAGCAUCUGGUCCAGCUGGCCGGCCUCUGCUUCCAGUUCACAGACUGCAGCCGCUGCUCCACCCGGCACAGGGAAGUGGCUGGGAAUCUGAGGGACGUGGUAUAUACCUACCACCAAUUUGUGGAGGCUGCAAAACUGACCUGUGAGAGAGGCUACCAUGACCUCAGUGUGAAACUCUUGGCUCGUCAGUGCACAGCCCUCACAGCUGCUGUAUUCUGUUUGACCCAGAAGUUCCGGGCAUCCACUGCCCUGUGAACAGGUUGCCUACCCAGGGCCCCUUUACCCUGCCUGGAAGGUUCUCCAAGAAGCCUCUUGUAGUUCUCCACCCACCUCCUUCAAAUGUUUACUACAUAGAAUAUUCAAAUAAACUGCUGCUUACUCUUGGUCUGUCUUGUUCUGAGUGAU